Molecule: messenger RNA, 6649 nt
Organism: Siniperca chuatsi (mandarin fish)
Lineage: Eukaryota; Metazoa; Chordata; Actinopteri; Centrarchiformes; Sinipercidae
Gene: trim66
Product: tripartite motif containing 66
Exons: 18
Coding region: 1404-5189 (1261 amino acids)
Molecular function (GO): zinc ion binding; protein binding
Source: RefSeq, a predicted model, not a curated record
AGAGGCCAAUUAUCAAUACAAACAAUACGGACAUACUCCACACCCUUCAUUACGUUGUUUUGUCGUCCUUGUCACAAAGACAAGGCCCAAAGCAUACAGAUUUCACAAACAGAAAUAUGUAAUUCACAAUUUGCCAGAUGAUAUAAAAAUCACCUCUUUUUACAUCUGACAUCUCAAUGACAGCUUCCCCCAAAGCUGUGCAUUAGGAGACGCUGGUAAGAUCCCAAAAGGCACAGUUAGUCUAGCACCAGCUACCACAUGCUGCUGGUAACCUUAUUACGUCUGUACACAUCACUCUGGUGGCUGUCACUGCCACGCUGUUAUUAGCACUCCUAACUGAGAAGCUCACUGUUGAUUCCAGCCGCCAUAUUACUUUUCCUCUGCUUGUGUCCUUUAUAGCAAUUAAGCGUGACAAUUGAUGUGAAAUAACAGCAUUCUCUGUUUAGGAUUAAGCUGAAUACCUACAUUACAUCCUUUUUCUUAUCUUACGGGGUAGAAACGUUUAUUAUACAGUUAGUCAUCAUGUCACAUUUCAAGGUACAAUCCCUUUAUUUUCAUGUUGUAUAUUUUAUAUUCAGUUAUUUUGUACUUUUUUUACUUUUUAAGUGUGAAUCAUUCAUACAUGAAGACUUUGAUAACAGUCAGCUGUAGUUGAUAUACCUGUCUGAUUUGAUUGCUUACAAUGAAACAAUUUUAAGUAUUGAAAUACUUUAAACUACCAAACAGUAUAUUAAGCAAAUUUAAAUGCUGCUUAAAUGUUAAUGCAGCAGCAAUAGUCCAAUAAUAUGAUGUAAAUAUAAUAAUAUAACACAGGGAUUAUUCUGCAGCAUGAUUUUUUUUUUUUACUUUUGCUGAUUUAAGUGCUGAUAAUGCUUGUGCAUGAUUACUCAGGUAAAAUUUCUAAUGAACGUUUUUACUUAAAACGGAGAAUUUUCACAUUGUGUUAUUUUUACUGAGAUAAAGGAUUUGAAUACUUCCUCCAUCACGGGGCAGCAGUUAUGUUACCAUAAUGCCAUUCUUUUACACUUUCAUCACACUAUAGCUUUGAGAAACGUCAGAAGUAUUGCAUGACAACGAGUAUAAGAUCUCACGAUUAACUGCGAGACUUGGAAUCUCCAAAAUUUUGUCCGGUCUAAAGAGCGACAUCCGAUGGGGGGGACCGACACUCGGAGAUGCACGGGUCAAGUGAGGCUUGGGUCCUACACAUGGAUGAACUGGGGGAGGAGAGAGCACAGUGAGGCUGUCAUGUAAGCCGUCUCCUCUGGGGCCACCUCUUGGUGCGUGCUGCUUCCUGCCUUAGGUUGAAGCCUCAGUGUUUCUUGCUACUGAGGCGUCAGGCUGCUCACUCUCCUGUCCUCUCCCUCCCGCUGAGCAGGCAACAGCUCCACUCUCAAAGCACUGAAAUGGAGAAGAGCUGCUCAGAGUGUUCAGAGCCGACACUUGCACAGAGCCUGUGUACACUCUGCAACAAGUGGUUGUGUUACCAGUGCACAGAUGUGCAUCAGCAUCAGAGAGCCCCUAACAGUUCCCAGUACAUAGACUUGCACCAACAGAGGCCCAGUGCCACCCAGUGUCCUGACCUGCACCAGAGAGGCUCCAGCUCCCUGCCUCCGACUGGACAAGGCCCGGGGUCGUAUCCUUGUUCCCUCCUCAUGUGCCACUCUCACAGACAGGAGCCCUUGGAGCUGUUUUGUGAGUCAUGUGACCUUCUGUGCUGUAGCAGCUGUCACAUGUCCUCCCACAAAAACCACAGAGUGGUGCAGAUCAGGAAGGCCCUACAGGAUCAGCAGUGGCUGUUUGAGAGCCUGAUGGUGCAGGUGGAAGAGAGGAGGUCUGCAGUGGAGAACAAUGCUAAACAGAUAGAGGACAGGCUUCAUGGAGUAAAGAUUGCACACAGGAAGGCAGAGAACCAGAUUAAAAUGGCAAAGAUGAUUAUGAUGAACGAGCUUAACAAACGAGCCAACCUAUUAAUAGAGCAACUGGAGAAAAUCUCAGAGGACUUCCAGCAGCGUCUGGAGGACCAGCUGCAGGGGGCAAUAGAGAUAUGUGGCCAGCUGGACCAUGUUCAGAAGUUCAUCACCUGGGCUACGACCCACCACUGCAGAGGCCCGGUGCUCUUCAGCAGGGCUCUGAUUUCACUCCAGAUGCAACAACUGCUUGAGCCGUUGCUCCACUCAGACACUUGGAGUCCUGUCAAGAUCAAAUUCAACUGGGACGCUAGUUACUGGACGAAGCAGGUUUCCUCUUUAGGCCAGCUGACUGUUGAAGGGGGGAACUGCAUUUAUCCUCAGGGCUUGGCCUGCUCUAGUAUUCUCAGGCCGCAGCCCAUCACCUGCUUGGCUCUGCCGUCUGUGUGUCACAGAGGACGAGAGCCGGGCUGUGGGUACCAGGCCUGCUGUGAGGCCCAGAUGUGUUGCCUGCAUGGCAUUCCCUCUCAGCCAGAUCUGUCCAGUCUGGAAAAAAGUCAGCUGGAAGCCACACUUUAUAACUCCAGCUGUGUUCAGCCUGCCCUUAUCGCUGCCUCCUUGCACCCGAUCCAGCAGCUCCAGAGGUGCUGGGAUCCAGACAGCUCAUCGCAGUGUCCUCCCUCUUUAUCACCUGUCCCAAUCAUGGGACCCAUCCAGCUCAACUGCAGUCGAGGAUCUACAUCCCAGCCACAAGCUACUGCUCCUCAGCCCCAAUCUCAGGGGAAAUCUUAUCUCUAUCACCAACACCAGAGAGAAGCUCUUCCUGACAGCCAGGCUCAGCCAAGUGCAGACCGUAGCAGGCCAGGCCAGUGUCAGGGGAAGCUGACGACCAGCACAGCUCUGCAGCAGGAUCUCAGCUGCAUAGCUGUGGACAGAGACGUGAUGACUGAAGAGAACUGGGAGGAGAGGUGCAGAGCGGAGGUGGUCCGUGGACAAACAGCUAGGGUUGAAAGCAGAGAGCUGCUGGAUGAGGAGCUGCAGCAGAACAGGAGGGAACAGAGUCAGGUCCAACAGCAGCAGCAGCAGCUCCGUGUUCCUCCUGCAGCAGAGCUGAGAAAAGGGCAGCAGAGAAACAGACCUGCACUGACGCUCAGAGACCACAGAAAUGGCAGGAGAUCCACAUCCCUGGAGGUGUCUGUGACAGCCCUCGAGUGUGUAUCUGAUGUGCAGAGCAGCAGGCUCAGCCCUAGUUCAAUGUGCAUGAGGAGGAAAAGACGCUCCCAGAGCAUACCGGCAGAACUGGCAGCCCCAUCCACCAGCCCUUACACUGAAAGGCCCACAGGAUGCACUCACGGCCUAGAGACAGGAGCUGCAAAUAAGUAUGCCAGUAUGGAUCCCAGACAGAGGAGAGCUUCAGAUGGGGUGCUUUGUACUGUCAAAGAAACUUUGUCUGAUGCGGUCCCCUCCAGAGGCCACCGGUCUCCUCUACUGUCCUAUAAGAUAGAGCCAGAUCAUUCUUUUACUUAUGUAAAUGAAGAGAUUGAUUAUGAGGCCAAGGAGAAAUGCAGGGUGUCAAGAACUGGCCACAGCAGUGACAGAGAUGUUCAGAAGGACUCAGGAAGGCCCAGGGUUCCCGUGGUUUGCUUAGAGCGUCUCAAAAUACUUGUGUCUCAACUCCCUGCACACGGACGACGGCAGAGUGACCCUUUACCUGCCAGCGGCAUGGAGAACAGCCAGACUCUCCCGCAGCAGAGACCCUGGCACGAUGCAUCCUCUGAAGGGAUUGCUGGAGGCUCGGAGACCACGAGGACCACCCACUCACUCCCUGCGCCACCAUACACAGAGCGUCCGAACAGUAAUCAGUCUACCACACACUCGACCACUCAAGAGUUUGACAGCCGAGGGACAGUUAGCUCUGGUGAAGCGUCCACGCAGCCGCCCACAGACCCUAAAUAUGUGCCACAGAGGUACUCUGCACUGGAUCUGGACUCUGACUCUGAUCCCAGAUCAGUCUCAGAAGACGCAGUUGUUUCUUGGGCUGAUCCAGAUCCACAGCUAGACUCAGAUGCAUCACCAGAUUCUGACCCAAUUGCAGAGUCUUCAUCUGAGGCUGAGCUCGAAUGUCUGGCUGUGGCGAAAUCAGUGGCUGCAGGAGAGAUGGGGCACUGUGGUGAAACUGAUAUUGCAGGGGAUUCAGAGCCAAGUCUUGAAUAUGAGGCAGACCCAGAAUCAGAUGCAGGAGCAGGAUCAGAGGACGGCCAAGGGCUGGACGCUGAUGCAGAAUCAGGCGAUGCUGAAACAGAGUCAGAUGUCCAGCCUGACUAUGAUCCCAGUUUUCAGGCACAGACCGAUUCUGAUGUUGUAUCCGAUCAGCCUCCAGACUCUCAGGGCUCUAUGGAGUCUGAGCUUGACGUCGAAUCUGAACCUGAACUGACAACAGACGACCCGCAACCGCUUCGCUCUGACCUGGAAGAGGAGUCCCACAUCGGUCCUGGUCAGAGGCCGCUUCUGAUUGCAAACCCUGUCGCUCAGAGAGGCAGAGAGGAAGUCCAGUCUGACGAGGACAAUGCAGAGGUUGAGAGUGAGGACUUCUGUGCUGUGUGUCUGAUUGGAGGGGACUUGCUGUGCUGUGACCGCUGUCCAAAAGUCUUUCAUCUGUCUUGCCAUAUCCCGUCUCUACUAAGCUUCCCCUCAGGUGACUGGGUGUGCAGCCUGUGCAGAGAUGUUGAGCAGCCAGAGGUUGUGUAUGACUGUGAGAAUGAGAGAACAUCUGGAGAACACACAUCUGCACACGGACUGCCUGCAUGUGACCAGAGAAAAUGUGAGCGGCUGACUCUUCUGAUCCUCAGUAACAUCCUGAGUGCUCCCUUCCACGAGCCCGUCAGUCCACUUGCUCGUCAUUACUACCAGAUCAUUAAGAGGCCCAUGGACCUGUCUGUGAUUAGGGCCAAACUUAACAAGAGGAAUACCCGACAUUAUAACUCAGCAGACCAGUUUGUUGCUGAUGUCUAUCUCAUGUUCCGCAACUGUGCAAAGUUCAAUUAUCCUGACUCUGAGGUGGCCCAAGCUGGCAGCAGCCUCGAGACGUUCUUCACCUCCAAGCUGAAAGAAGUUUUCCCAGACAGAGUCUUCCCCGCGGCUGAGGCGGACUCUGACAGCGAUGAGUAUGAUGAGGCCUACAGGACCGCUGAGAGUGGUUUCCCCUGGGCAGAGAGGAGGGAACAGUGCCACAGGAAGAGGAAGAGGAGACACUCUCUCAAGUCAAGGAGACAUUACUUCUAAGCAGAGGUGAAUGGAGUGCAACAAUGUACAAAAAUAUGCUGUAUUUGUGUGUCAUAAUACCGAUUUUAUUUAGCAGCCUGUGGGACUGUAAGUGUUUCCAUUCUGUAAUCUGAGAGUAGCCCUAAUUUGUGGUUUGCAAUAAUAUCACAGUGCUGCCAUCCGAUGGCAGCUGAACAUAUUGAAACAAUAAUUCAUAUAUUUGAAAUGCAGGAGCAAUUAUUAUCCCUGCAGUGUAAAAACUGAUUUAAAAAAAAAAGGUUUCAGUUACAUACUAUAUGCUACACAUUUGGAACCAUAUCUCUUUGGAGAAAAAAGAUGAAUCGAACAGUUGUAAUAGUAGAUGGUGAGGAGGUGAUGCUGUAAUUGUUACUGUGUCAUAUCAUAUCAUGUUUUGGCCAUUGAUGAUUUGCUCCUGAAUUUACUUACUGUAUUUACAUUCAGACCUCCUAAAAUCACUUACCUGAUGUUAUAUGCUAUAUUGUACAAAGAGGAUGCUGUAGUUGGAUGUUUAUUAAUCUCACUUUGCAUCUUUAUUAAGUGGAUUUUUUAGGUGAACAUAGCUCUGAUUAUACACAGCACUUUGAAACUUUGAUAUUGGAAAAUACUGUAUUUACCAUAUUCGUAAACAUAUGUGUACAUGUUUAACUGUAUAGAACUUUAUUUUACUAUAUUUGUCAUUUUAAUUACUAAAUGAUUGCAGGCAAUUGUCAUAUGUUUGAUUAUUGAUAUAAUUGUGUCUCGGUAGCUUUGUUUUUGAAAAGCAGCAGUGAAUCUUACUGACUUUGACUUUUUGACCAGAGUGAUACAGAAUGUGAGGGCACUAUAAACAGUGUUAGAGCUCAACAGGAGUAAACAUGUAUUUUCAUGUUUGUUAGAGGAUUUAAUAUCCAGAUCAAACGAAUCCAGAAAAUUUAAAUUUUGCAUUUAACCAUGAAUUAAGUUUGUGUGUACAUUAUGUAGCCUUUUUGUUCCACCAGUGUUUCUGCAAAAUAUUGUACUCUUCUGUUUUCCAAAUAUCUCGGGCUUAACAAGUGUGUAAGGUAGUGAUAUCAUUCAGUAUUAAUGAUUAUAAAAACGCCCUUGCUAUUUAUAGAGCCGCGCUGUGGAGAGGGAAUAUGUCAUUUUAUAAUACCUGCUGUUGUAGAGCAUUUCUUGUUUUUAAACAUUCUUUACUUGCUUCCUGCAGCUUAAGAUAGAUUUUACUUGACAUUUAGAAUAAUUACUGCACAAAUUAUUUUCUGUGCACUCCUUGAUCAUUGUCAAGAGUGAGUAUACAGUAUAUGUAAUGUUACUUCCUUUGAAAUCAAUAGAUGUAAUAAUAUUUCCUACUGUAUGAUAAAAUAUAGUUACUGUCACUGUUUCAGGAGAACAGUCUGUUUCUUUUCAUUCAUUUUUUUUACUGUAACAGUCGAUGAUAAAUGUGCACAUGUUACUAUCAAUAAAAUGCAUUCAAGAGAAAA